CUGUUCAUCUUUGACGGCCUGGAUGAAAGCAGACUUUCACUGGAUUUCAAGAACAACAAGGUUGUGUCUGAUGUCACCCAGAAGUCAUCAGUCAACGUGCUCUUAACAAACCUCAUCCAGGGGAAUCUGCUUCCCUCAGCUCUCGUCUGGAUAACUUCCCGACCUGCAGCAGCCAAUCAGAUCCCUCCUGCAUGUGUUGACAGGGUAACAGAAGUACGAGGCUUCACUGACGCCCAGAAGGAGGAGUACUUCAGGAGGAGAGUCAGUGAUGAAGAGCUGUCCAGCAGAAUCAUCUCACACGUCAAGACAUCCAGGAGCCUCCACAUCAUGUGUCUAAUCCCAGUCUUCUGCUGGAUCACUGCUACAGUUCUGGACCACAUGUUUACUACAGACCAGAGAGGAGAGCUGCCCAAGACCCUGACUGACCUGUUCUCACACUUCCUGGUGGUUCAGACAAAGAGGAAGAAACAGAAGUAUGGUGAGGGACAUGAGACGAGUCCACAGGAGCUGACGGAGGCUGACAGGGAAGUUCUUCUGAAGCUGGGGAGGCUGGCGUUUGAACAUCUGGAGAAAGGAGACAUCAUGUUCUACCAAGAAGACCUUGAGCGGUGUUGUCUUGAUGUCACAGAGGCCUCGGUGUACUCAGGAGUUUGUACAGAGAUCUUCAAAAGAGAGUGUGUGAUCUUCCAGAAAACAGUUUACUGCUUUGUUCAUCUGAGCAUUCAGGAGUUUCUGGCUGCAGUCUACAUGUUCCACUGUUACACAAACAGGAACACACAGGUACUGAAGGCCUUCAUGGGAGAAGACUAUGUUCAUUCAACCCUGGAUGUCUUCCUGAAGAGAGCCAUGGAGAAACCCCUGAGGAGUAAAAAUGGCCACCUGGACCUGUUUGUUCGCUUCCUUCAUGGCCUCUCUCUGAAGUCCAACCAGAGACUCUUAGGAGGUCUGCUGGGUCAGAUGGACAACAGUCCAGAAAUAAUCCAGAGAAUCAUCAACAACCUGAAGAAGAUGAACAGAUAUGAUACCUCUCCAGACAGAAGCAUCAACAUCUUCCACUGUCUGACGGAGAUGAACGACCACUCGGUACAUCAGGAGAUCCAAGAGUUCCUGAAGUCAGAGAACAGAUCAGAGAAGAGCCUCUCUGAGAUCCACUGCUCAGCUCUGGCCUACAUGCUGCAGAUGUCAGAGGAGGUUCUGGAUGAGUUGGACCUGAAGAAGUACAACACAACAGACGAGGGACGACUGAGACUGAUUCCAGCUGUGAGGAACUGCAGAAAAGCUCUACUUUCUAAAUGUGGACUCUCAGCUACUCACUAUGAAGUUGUGGCCUCAGCUAUGAAGUCCAACCCCUCCCAUCUGAGAGAGCUGGACCUGAGUUACAACGUAUUACUGCAGGAUUCAGGAGUGAAGCUGCUGUCUGCUAGACUGGAGAGUCCAAACUGUAGACUGGAGACUCUGAGAUUGAGGCUCUGCAGGUUGUCAGAAAUCAGCUGUACUUCUCUGGCCUCAGCUCUGAAGUCUAAUCCCUCCCAUCUGAGAGAGCUGCAGCUGACUAACAACGAGCUGCAGGAUUCAGGAAUGAAGCAGCUGUGUGAUCUUGUGGAGAGUCCAAACUGUAGACUGGAGACUUUGAGAUGGAAACCGUGAUCUCUGUCAGAGUGAGUGAUCAGAAAAGUGGAUGUGUUGAGAGGAUCAGCCGUGUCCUGAUGAUCCACAGAGGUUCACCACCUGGACCUGCAUCUUAUUUUGUCUUUUUUUUUAUUCAUUCAUUUAUUCUGAACCCAACAUGCCUCUGCAGAAUAGUUCAGUUCAUGACAACAUAACUGUAGAUGAACACAUUUAAAUAGAUCUUUCUGCUCUGCUUUGUGUUGCAGCUCCACCCUGUGGAAUGAUGGAGUUUUGCUGUUUAUUUCCACAUAUUUCUAAAUAACAGUGGAAGUUAAAGCUGAAGUAGG
Messenger RNA from Sebastes umbrosus (honeycomb rockfish), 1955 nucleotides. Its product is annotated as protein NLRC3-like. The annotation marks the transcript as partial. Gene Ontology annotation, molecular function: protein binding. Lineage: Eukaryota; Metazoa; Chordata; Actinopteri; Perciformes; Sebastidae. The record is from RefSeq and is a predicted model, not a curated record. The transcript has 4 exons.